UAUUAUGACCGCUAUUACGAGAUCUUCGCAAAUGUUAACAAUAAGUUUGACAGCAAUUUCAGUGCAAAUAACGGCAGACAAUCGGAUGGCAAUAGCGGUGACCAAAACGAUGGCAAGGGAUCUAAAGGUGGAUCCAAUUCAAACCCCUCAUUCAAAAGUGAAUGUAAAUAUCAUUUACUGACUGUAAGACUGUUGGAGAAAAUCGGUGUAAUUGGUGCGGCGAUUGUCGUGGGCUUACAUUUUGAGCCACCUUUGCAUAGAAGAUAUGGCAUUGCAUUGCAUGGAAGACAUCGGUUCAGUAGGCGUUGCACCCGAUUGGACACAACAGCAAACAAAGAUGAAAAGUCUUGGAAAAGCAAAUUUUGUGGAAAUUGUAGAGAUUGUACUCUAUUUCUAUCCAAAUUCGCUGUCUUUUCGGCACCGAUUGGAGAUAAUUAUAUUUUCGAUAAAACCACAAAUGGGGCCAUAGAUUACCCUAAGAUUGUCAUCUCAGUGGCAGAUGAAGACAACUGUUUGUCUGAUCCCAUCUCUCAGAGCAUCGCAGUUAAGAAAUUGGAUAAGAAAUUGGAAGCGAAGCCCAAAUUUGAUCCAAUCGACGCUAUUUGUCGAGACUUAGAAAAGGCGUCCAUUCAAUACGUGGAUAAACUGAAUACUAUGUUUGGGCUUUCGCUCAUUGAUUCAAAUCCUGAAGAAGCGAUGAAGUGUUGGUCAUCCACUCAUUCGAGUUCAAAGGCAUUGUUCAAUAUGGGAGUGGCCUUCGAGAGCGGUCGCCACUCUUCCACCGGUACCCCUGAUCUCAAGAAAGCGUACGAAUGCUAUAAAGCGUCGGCAGAAUUGGGUCACAAGAGGGCCGCCUAUAACCAGUCGCUCUUCCAUUUGCAAGGAAAGGGAGGCAUCGCUAUAAACCUGAACAAAGCCGAAGUACUUCUUAGACUCGCUGCCGAAUCGGGUGUCAAACCGGCCGUUAAUUACAUCCAAUUGUUGGAUGUGAAAAGAGCCCAAACAAAGCCCACAAACUUUAUGAGUCCCGUGCCGUCGCUAAUAGGGUUCAGUAGUUUAUGCGAGAAUUCAUAUGUGGCCGGGAUAGAUUGUUGUCAACCGUUGGGUCUGAUUGACGGCCGGAUACACGACUGGCAACUGAGCGCGUCUUCCAAUUACAAUAGAGAUCCCAAUUGUAACGUAAAGUAUGCGAGAAUUCAUAUGUGGCCGGGAAGGGGAUGGUGUGCCGACACCAACAAAACCAAUCAUUACCUUCAGAUAGACUUAGGCUUCGAAACGGCCAUCAAUGGUAUCAUCACUCAGGGACGAGCCGACGGCAAGUCUUGGGUCAAACACUACUAUUUGCUGUUCAGUAAUGAUGCGAACGAAUGGACGUAUUAUAACGACAGACACAGAAUUCUGGGAAAUAAAGACUCGCAUUCAUUGCAAUACUAUUUUCUCACAAAUUUAAUAAUCACACGAUUUAUUCGCAUCGAAAUCAUUGGAUGGCAUAACCAUCCGGGGCUUCGCGUGGAACUGCUCGGGUGUCGAAAGUGUGAUUCCGUAAUCAAUUAUCUGCCGCGAAGUGUUUAUAAGGCGUCGAGUGCUCGCAAUUGGCCACAAGACGCCUACUGUUCGCCCGAAGACGCCUAUAUCGACGGUUCGAUGGGAUGGUGUGCCAAAUGGAAUAACCAGCACCAGUGGAUUACCAUUGAUUUGGGUCCGCCCGCUAUGAUUGUCGGCGUUAUCACUCGUGGAAGCGGCGCUCCCUUUCGCAGACAUUGGGUCACUUCGUACUCCAUCUCCUAUUCCAAUGAUUCUCUUCGUUGGACUUAUUAUAAAGAAGACUCAAAUUUGACAAAAGUUAAAAAAUUUGACGCAAAUAUGGAUAAAGAGACAAAACGGUGGCAUUAUUUCGGUAAUCCUAUUAUCGCGCGAUUCAUUCGCUUCAAUCCCAUCACAUGGAAGACCAGAAUCGCGAUGAGAAUCGGUGUCAUCGGAUGUCUUAUAGACGGGUUCUGUCCGAACGGCUUCUUCCGAAUCAAUAAUAACAGCGAAUGCGUGCCAAACCUCUCCUAUCAUCGGAACACAUGGAUCAACGAUAAGAGGCAUUCGUGGACUAACUGGGAGUUCGGGAAUUCAAACUAUGCGGUCGAUGGGGACGGAGAUUAUGAACAGUCUAUGCAGAAGUGCGCUCUACUGGACAACUACUUUGUCGAGACACCGGUUUGGAUGGUAGACCUGACAGAGACUGUGGCCAUCCAUGGCGUAGUAAUAGUCUCGUGGCCUCAACACUACAUCCAGAACCACAUCCAAAAGUUGACCAUUGCUUUUGACAAAAACGCCAAAUUCAUUACUAAUACUAAUCAAAUUACUGUGAAUGUGAUUAAAUCGGGAUCUAUAAAAGUGCACGUUUCCAACUGCCGGUCCGAACAGUUGACCAAAAAUAAAUAUUAUUUGAUCGCAUAUAAGGCCAGUAGAGAUGGCCGAAGAAAUGAGACAGAAAUCCGUAAAACGAUUCAGGAAUCGUAUAGAUUGGGCAAAAAGUCGUCCCCUUUAUUGGUUUGGACGCCAAUGAAUAUAACGACCAAAUUAUCUGAUUUGGAUUCCAGAUAUAAAUACAUAUUAGGCAUAGUAUUACCCGAUGACGAUCGCGUUGAUGAUCGAGAUAUAUAUCUCGAUCCCAAUGAAACUAUUGGUUAUGACCAGUCGUACCGGACCUCUACCCUAUCGUUUGGGUCAUUUCACGAACAAGAAUUUCAAAUCAAAUCGCAUCCAAUUGAUCUUGGUGAAUUGAGCGAUACCGUACCGCUCAUGAUCGAGAACGGCAUCCUUAAGCAGGAGUUUCUCAGUGUGUUUAGGGGACAACUCAUGAAAUGGGAUUACGGGAAACAAGUGCACCACAAGCCCAAGAAUCGGUACGGAAACCUAUUGCCGUACGACCACUCCAGGGUUGUGCUCGACACUCAAGACAACGAUAUGAACACCGAUUACAUUAACGCUAACUUUGUGGACGGCUAUAAGUGCCCGAAUCGCUAUGUGGCCACUCAGGGACCCCUUCCCAACACAAUCAACGAUAUGUGGCGAAUGAUCUGGCAGUUGGACUGCCAUCAGAUUGUGAUGCUUACCAGUCUUGAUGAGGGGGGAAAGAAUAAAUGCGAUAAGUAUUGGACGGAACAGACAUCCAUUUACGGCACUAUAAAAGUCAGUUUAACCAAAACAGAGAUAUUCGCCGAUUAUAUCAUUCGCUCAUUUAUUGCGGAAAAGGAAGGAGUUGAGCGCGAAAUAUUACAAUACCAUUUCAUCUCAUGGCCCGACCACACGGUUCCCAUGUAUUCCUGUUCUUUGCUCACAUUUAUUAACAAAAUGCGGUCUUCAGUGCACUAUAAACCGUCGCAACCGAUUGUAGUGCACUGUUCGGCGGGCGUCGGCCGCACCGGCACUUUCAUACUGAUUGACGCGAUGCUGGAAAUGGCUAAAAAUAGCAAACAAAUCGAUGUAUUGAAACAUUUCUGUGUUAUAAGACAACAGCGGAUCAAUUUGGUGGAGAAGUUGGGUCAGUAUGUGUUCGUACAUCAGGCCCUUCUCGAGGCCCUCUCACACGAGCCCACGAGCAUCGCAUGCAAUGACUUUAAUAAUUACUUCACGAAACUUAUUAAUUAUGACAAUAACACUAAAUCAGUGCCACUAUUCAAACAAUUUCAGAUUCUCAACAAACUAUCGCCACAAGCGAUGAACCCAGAGCUGUGUCAGAGCGCGAAAGCACAUCCGCACCUCAACAGAAGCCAAGAUAUUAUUCCUCCCGACUUCGCGCGGGUUAUUCUCCCGGGAAGUGACGACUAUAUAAAUGCCGUUUAUAUAAAUGGCUAUAAACGACGCGACGCUUAUAUCGUAACACAAGUGCCGGUAGAGACGAGUAGAUCCCACUUCUGGCAGAUGAUAGCAUCCACUUCUUCCAAAACCAUUGUCCUCCUCAAUGACAUCAAACAAGACAACCUAAUUUAUUGGCCGACAAUGAGUAACAAACAGUUGGACUUCAAUGAUAACAAACUGACCAUUCAGUUGGUCAGCGAAGAGCAUCACAAUAACGUGACGAUCCGUGUGUUUCAUUUGCCGCAAAGCGACACAACAGUCAAACAGUUUCAUCUGAAGGGUUGGUCAUCGGUGGCCAAUAGGCCGUCGCCGCAGAUAGUGAUCGAUUUGCUGGAAAUGACUGAACAGUGGAACCUUCAGUCCAACUCCAAUAGCAUUGUCGUCCAGUGUUUCGACGGCAAUCACGCGAGUGGUGUCUUCUGUGCGACCAGUUUUGAAUGCGAUCGCAUCAAAGAGGAACAGGAGGUCGACGUCUUCCUUGCCGUUCAGACGGUCCGCACCAAUAGACCCCAAUUCAUCACUGAUUUGGAUCAGUACAAGUUUUUGCACCAAUUGGCCAUUAGUUAUCUGCAAUACUUUGACACUUAUGCCAACUUCAAGUGAUGAUCGCCUUCUCAGUUGAUUCGUUGCAUUUUUUGUGGCACCAAAUAAUUCAACAAUUCAUUUGGUC
Messenger RNA from Medioppia subpectinata, 4522 nucleotides. NCBI's taxonomy places the organism in Eukaryota, Metazoa, Arthropoda, Arachnida, Sarcoptiformes, Oppiidae. The record is from the annotation of a GenBank genome assembly.